AUGCUCGGCUUCUCCCUCUCGCGCCUGGGCGACCUCGACUACGACGGCUACUUCAAGCGCAACUUCGCCCUUGUCCCCGGCUACUGGUACUACUUCCGCAGCGGCUCCUACCGCUACGGCAUGCUCAUCCACCUUGCCGCCAUCCUCCCCGCCGGCAUCCUCAUGACCUUCCAAUUCACCCCCAUCAUCCGCCACAAAUGGAUCUUGUUCCACCGCCUCAAUGGGUACGUCGUCUUGCUGCUGUGCUUGAUCAGCAACGCUGCUGCGUUCGUCGUUAUCCGGCACAAGCAGGGCGGAAAUAGGAUUAACAGCCAUGCGGUGGAGACACUCAUGGGGAUUCUCACCACCAUUGGAAUUUUCAUGGGUUGGUGGAAUAUCCGUCGGAAGCAGAUUGAGCAGCAUCGCGCGUGGAUGUUGCGGACGAUGUUUUACAUGGCUGUUACGAUUACGGCGCGUGUCAUCAAUUUUGCGGCGAAGGAUAUCAUUACGAAGAUUGGGAAUUACUGGUCUGUCUGGAUGUGCGAUGAGAUUAACUUUCUCUAUAUGAACUUGGGAAUGGAGUUCCCCAAGGAUACGUAUCCAGACUGUAUUUUGCCGGAUGGAUCGCUGAAUCGCUGGAAGAUGGUUGCGGUUGCGGCAAGGGAGGAUCCGAAUCAUUUGGAGCAGGUUGGUGCGAGUGCUGUGUUGCCGUUUAGUACGAUGCUGUGGAUUUGCCUGUUUCUUCACAUGAUUGGCGUGGAGUUGUAUUUGCGAAUGACUCCUAGAGAAACUGAGAGACUUCGUCAGAUCAGUUACGAGAAGCAGGUUGAGGCUGGUUAUCGUAACCCUGGUAGUGCUGGGCUGGUCUUGGAUCGAUGGAUCGAUGGAGAGAAGUGGACUCCUAAGAAGUAA
Bipolaris victoriae FI3 is the source of this 891-nucleotide messenger RNA. RefSeq lists its product as hypothetical. Bases 1 to 891 code for a protein of 296 amino acids. The record is from RefSeq and is a predicted model, not a curated record. The transcript is spliced from 2 exons. NCBI's taxonomy places the organism in Eukaryota, Fungi, Ascomycota, Dothideomycetes, Pleosporales, Pleosporaceae.